Molecule: messenger RNA, 5831 nt
Organism: Rhagoletis pomonella (apple maggot)
Lineage: Eukaryota; Metazoa; Arthropoda; Insecta; Diptera; Tephritidae
Gene: Nhe3
Product: sodium/hydrogen exchanger 6
Exons: 15
Coding region: 391-2787 (798 amino acids)
Biological process (GO): proton transmembrane transport; sodium ion transport; regulation of pH
Cellular component (GO): recycling endosome; membrane
Molecular function (GO): sodium:proton antiporter activity
Source: RefSeq, a predicted model, not a curated record
AGCAAAAUUUCAACAAAAACAAUUAUUGUUGUUUCUUUUCUAUUUGCUACAAAAUAAAAACUUGCGAUUGUCAAAGCUCAAAUCAUUGUCAAAAGUGAAGAAGAGCAGACGAAAAAGGUACACAUUUGGAAAUACAGAACGAAGGAUUUUAUUUCUGAAGUAGUAGAUUUGCAUAGAACAUUCGACUGACUAAUCGCAUGUGAGUGAAAAUAAAAUUGUGAUAAUCGUUGUGAAAUGUUGAAAAUUUUCAUAAUAACGUAUACAAGAAGAAAUUGUGCAGUAUAGUUACAUAAAAUUGUGAAAAGGGGCUAGGUGUGGGAGGCGAACGUCGUAAAUUCGCUUUCUCAUGUCCAACACCUCUACAACCAGAAUAAAAAUCGAUUACUGAAUAUGGCAAUUUGUCUGACAGUAACUAAUCCUUUGGGAAAAACCAUGGAUAGAGUGUACCAAUGCAAGUGGAUUGGAGGCACAACAGCACCACAUCAUAGAAAAAAUACACAACGAAAUAAUUGUCUAUGGAGAAGCCCUUCAUUGGGCAAUGAUAGCAGAAAAGACAGCACCAUAGUGCGUGGCGGAGGCAAUAGCGGGCAGCUUGUUUGUGGCCAUGCAACACACAUACUAUACUCACUGCUGCUACUAGCAGCAUUAACGCAUACCGCCAAUGCAACUGCAACGGAUAUUGCGCUGGACGCAAAGGCAACACUUACACAUAGAAUUGAUAGUCUUAAUUUGUUAGUUUACACCUUUUUGCUGACUUUAACCGUACUGACAAUUUGGCUGUUCAAGCAUCAUCGUGUUUCCUGGUUACAUGAAACUGGCCUUGCAGUUAUUUAUGGACUGAUUGUUGGCGCGGUUAUACGCUAUGCCGGCACUUCAACACCGCUUGUGCACUUGGAAGUUGAACCUACUGGUGAUCCAAAGUUUAAUCAAACCUUGCCACCCGAUACAUUAUGGAUGAAGUUUCCUGGUAAAUUGACACCAAAUACCACCGACAAUGAGCCAAUACAGAACAAAACAUAUGCAUAUGUUUUUCGUGGUCAAGUCUACGCUGUUGAUGAGAAUGAAAUCGAUUUGAAAGCCACUUUUGACCCAGAAAUUUUCUUCAACAUAAUACUACCGCCAAUAAUAUUUCAUGCAGGCUAUAGUCUUAAAAAGAAAUACUUUUUCCGCAAUUUAGGCGCUAUUUUGAUGUUCGCCAUUUUGGGCACAACAUUGUCAUCGUUCCUAAUCGGCGCUAUUAUGUACGGCUGUGUGAAACUAAUGCCAGAAUAUUUGAGUAGUAGUUUCACAUUCCUGGACACGCUGUAUUUUGGAGCGUUGAUAUCGCCAACAGAUCCACUUACAAUAUUAGCUAUAUUCCACGAUUUGCAUGUGGACGUAAAUUUAUAUGCGCUGGUGUUUGGUGAAUCUGUACUUAAUGAUGCAGUGGCCAUUGUGCUCAGCGGCGCUAUACAAAACUAUGGCGAACAUUACUCUAGCACAGGUGGUUUCGAAACAAAUGCCUUCUUCAAAGCGCUUAGCGAUUUCUUCUGCAUAUUCAUGUUGUCGCUGUUGAUUGGCGCCACAAUGGGCUGUUUUACGGCAUUGUUGACCAAGUUUACCCGGGUACGUGAAUUCCCGCUACUGGAAUCAGCUCUUUUCGUUCUCAUGUCGUAUAGUACUUUCCUGAUUGCGGAAGCUUCUGAACUAACUGGCGUUGUGGCUGUGCUAUUUUGCGGUAUUUGUCAAGCGCAUUAUACAUACAACAAUCUGUCGGAGGAUUCACGCACGCGCACAAAGGAAAUAUUUGAAUUACUCAAUUUCUUGGCAGAGAAUUUCAUAUUUUCAUACAUUGGCGUUUCGAUGUUUACCUUUCCCAAACAUCAUUUUGAUGCUGUUUUCAUAAUAACCGGUUUUGUCACCGCUGCCAUUGGACGCGCAGUAAAUAUUUAUCCGCUUUCAUGGCUAUUAAAUUUGAAUCGUAAACCGAAAAUUUCUUCAAAUUUUCAACACAUGCUGUUCUUUGCAGGUAUGCGCGGCGCUAUGUCCUUUGCUUUGGCUAUACGUAAUACACUUUCUGAGGCACGUCAAACGAUGUUGACUACAACCUCGUUAAUUGUGAUCUUUACAGUCGUCAUACAGGGCGGCGCAUCCAAUUUUUUGCUAAAUUGGCUUAAAAUACCCGUUGGUGUCGAUGAAGAGACUGAACAACUAAAUAAUUAUCGAGUACGAAGUGUCUAUAAUUCAAUGGAAAAUACAGCGGCUGCGUCGAUCGAUACGGGACUCAAUUUGGGCCAGCUGCCUAUGUCGCGUCGACGCAGUUCCUUGUCUGAUGCAUAUUUGCAGGAUGUCGACGUAGAUGUCGAAGGCGCUGGUGGACUUGGUGAUGCAAGCACACAGGCGGCCAUAAAUGCAAAGCGCAAUGAGAAGGCAUUUUUGGCAAGAAUAUGGGGAAAUUUUGAUAGCAAGUAUAUGAAACCAUUGUUGACGCAUUCGCGACCAACUUUACUUGAGACUUUACCUGUUUGUUGCAAUCCCGUGGCGCGCUUACUCACCACAACCGAGCAAUUAACUCAGGAUGGUGGCGGUUUGCGACGCUCUGACUCAGAUUCGGACAUUUGUAUUGAUGAUGAGAAUUUUGGUGCGUCUUCAACGAAUGGUAAUGGCGCAGCUGGUGCCAAUGGGGGCAGUGGUGGUUCCGGUGGUAUGGGUCCGCGUCGCAACUCGAUAAAUCGUCAAGCGAAUUUUUUAAAUGAAGCUAACCAAUUGAUAACAGAUCUUAGUUUAGUUACUAAUAAUUUUAUGUAAAAUAAAAAAAAAGUCUUAUAGGUUAAACAAUUGCUUAAUUGUAAAAUAUUUCUUGUACUUGUAUUCAAAUUCACGUACACUAUGGACCAUGGUACAUACAACACACGAACAUACACACAUAUGUAUACGCAUUCAAACCCCCUCGCACUUACAUAAGUAUCACACCCAAGAUCACUCGUGCAUUGUAUUUAUUUAGAUUUCUCCACAGUUUCAUAUAAAAGCUAAAGCAUUUCCCCGAUAGAAGGUAGAACUUAAAAAUAGUAUCCGGUACAAUAUCACAGCUUCGCUUUCAGUCGCUGUGGCCCCGGUGGCAUAUUUGUCUAACAGUCGUUAUUCUAGAGUGUACAUUACACCGUACUAGAAAAAAAAAAUAUUCGUCGUACACCUUCGAAAUUUUGUAACUGUAUUUUGUGUAACCCAGCAGAAAAUAUUAUUUCAGGACCACUUCAGGACUUGGUUAGGAUCGUUUCGGAACUAGUUCGGCAUCUUUCCGUGAUCUGUUUAGGAGCUUUUCGGGAUCGUUUAGCUACCUGUUCAGGACCAUUUUCGGACUAUUUGACUAGUGCGGGAUCAUUCUGGGACUAGUUGUGGGCUAUUUUAGUUCGCGUUAUUUGCGGGGGUAGUUUAGGACCAUUCCGGAACUGGUGGAGAACUCUUUCAGGAUCAUUUCGGUAGUAGUUCAGACGAUUUUUGGACUGGUUCAGAACUAUUUCGGGAUAGUUCAUGACUAUUUCUGGACCAUUCUGGGGCUGGUUCGCGAUCAUUGUGCCACUGGUAAGGAACCAUUUCAGGACGUUUCGUGACUUGUUCGAGAUCAUAUCGGAACAAGGUAACAACUUUUUUAGAACCACUUCAGCGAUCAGUUCGAGAUCAUUUAGCUUAGUUGAAAUUAGUUACGAAGUGAUCUUCGAUUCGAAGACAAUUUCGAAUAUUUUACAUUUUUUCGUCAUAACUUCGGCAUUUAUAGUCGGAUCUUAAAGUAUGGUACGCCUUUUUUUCUGGAGGAGGGCUAUCAGCUGUUUAUAAAAGUAUGAAAAGUCGUCAGAACCCACAAUAGAGUGUAGGAAAACUCUAAACUAACGGGAAAAUAAAUACAAAACGAAGGUAAUGUGGGCACCAGGAUAUAAAAAUAGUUUGGAUUCUGCGAAGCGGAUGAACUUCCAUAGUCAAGUACAUGCUUAUCGACCGUAAACACUCACGAGGCGCAUAUAUUGCAGGCAUCGGGCAAGCUUUGGCUUAAGUUAGAGCUCCUCCACAUCAAGCUUUUAUAGCGUUGCGACUUUUGGCUCUCAGACCGUAAUAAAUAUACAGCUUACGAGCUUAAUAGAGUGCUGAAGCCUGAAAAUCACUGAACGCCUGAUAAACUUUGUAAGAUGUUCCAGUCUUAUGUAUGUACUUCAACUGGGAAUAGGAAUCAAUGCGGGCCACUGACUUCCGGAAUGUACGGCAGCGGAAUGGACUUUCUGGCAUAUGACUACUGUCGCAACUGCCGUGACGAUGAAGAAAUCGAUAUACACUUGCUUUGCUACUUUUCGGGUCUGGCUAGACAUGGGUUGAGAUAUCUCCAUUAGUACUUUUUCAACGUCUGGCAGACCUGAACUACUCGACGAAAAUAUGCAAACUACAUAGCUUCAUUCGACAAACUUCAGUGGCUCUAUACUUAGGUAAACUGUCGGAAGCAACAUUAAGCCAAUUAAACGAUCCCCUUAGACCUACAAAAGUGUGCCUCCAUGCAGUAUAUGGAUGCGGGAAGCCAACAAGUAUCAAGAACGUAUGUUGUUAUGUAACAGUAAUGCGAGUUUCACCCUCUAUAUUUUUGGAGUACCUACCGACGUGCCCAGAAGUCUCGUGGCAAUAAUUCGGUGGUCAUAAGCAAUAAUCGCCUAAGUCGAAAACACUGAAUUCGAGAAAAAACGUUUUAAACAUUUGGAUUGUAAUGCUAUCCUUAUGGUGAAACCAAAUUUGUUCGUUUCGUCUAUAGCUUUUUAAAUAGCCUAGCUGGCGAGAUGGGGAUUUCACAUACACAUGGAAUAGUAGUUGCAGAAUACUCAUAUCUUUCUUAAGUCGACUUAAGCAGUUAUUGCUUACGACCACAGAAUUUACAAAAUAAAUUAGGGAUAAUGCCCAUUGAAGGAUUGAAAACAUUGGUGACCUAGUCUGGCCAACAAUCCACUGAAGAUCCCAAUCAAAAGCAGUGCUGCGCCCACCACAUUCGAGUUGCUCUGAACCUGUCAAAAGCGUAUUUCAUCUGUAUUCGAUUAGGUUCUCAAUCGUCUCAUUUGCUGAUGGUUUCUGUGUAAUGCUACCAGGGAACGAUUUUGGCGAACAAUAAGCAAGUUCUUGUGAAUAGUUACAUACAUAUAUAUGUAUAUACAUAUAUCUCGGGAAGAUAAAUAGUUGUCAAAUCCAUGAUCAUUCUAUUCACUACAUUGAACGGAGAAUGUGGGCCUCUCGAACUGGUCCUAAAACUCUAGUUAAUAAAACUGUUGGCCAAAUCUCCGUACGCUGCAGCGUAUGGGCGCCGACAUGGUAUGGGGCAUAGCUAACAGCUUAACUUGCACGGUAAUGCAGUAUUCGAGUGUUUAGAAAUCUUUACUUUAAAUAUUUAGAAUAUUUAUGUGGUGUUUGAAGAGGGUUCCCACCUGUUUAAAAAGUUGAUUUCAAAUUGUUUAAUAAUUUCGACGAUCAUUAAAAGGUGUUUACCAACCGAAACGGGUUUAUUCGAAACUUCAUUUACAAGGGUUACCACUUAUUUGAAAAAUCAAGUUCAACUUAAUUCAUCAGUUAGUUGAAAUGUUUAUGCCAAUGUCAAACGAAAGAGAUUUAAGAAGAUUUUAGUUUGAAAACACUCUUGAGAAGGGUUGCCACCUGUUCGAAACGUCGAAUUUACUUAACUUGUAUACAAAAUAUACAUACAUAUAUGAUAUACUUAAAUAAGAGUGUCAAACGAAUGAGUUGUAUGAAAGCUUUAAUUUGAGAAUACAUUUUAUUAGGAUUGCCAGCUGUGUACAUACAUGUGUAUAAAUAUAAUAUGAGAAGACAUU